CUUUACAUAACACGUGGUUAGAAAAAUAAAUAGAAAUCCAGAAAUUCAUCGGAGGAUAUCAAGGAGGAAAGUACGAGUGCUUCAUAUCAGGUUUAUUUAAAUAUUUAAAAAAAUGCCUGCCAAAGUGAAAAAUAAUAUACUCAAAUACGAGGGCAGCAAUUAUCUUAGAUAUCGCUUAUUACUGUCUACGUUAUCUAUGAAACCAAUAAAAAUUAUAAAUAUUAGAACGAAAAAUGAUGAACCUGGUCUUAAAGAAUAUGAAGUUAAUUUUAUUCAUCUUUUGGAUAAACUCACUAAUGGUACAAGAAUUGUGUUAAAUGAAACUGGUACCGCUGUAUAUUAUAAUCCUGGCUUAUUAAGAGGUGGUGAAUUGGAACAUGAUUGCAGCUUGCAGAGAGGUAUCGGGUAUUACUUGGAACCUAUUAUGAUACUUGCACCGUUUUGUAAAGAACGUAUUGAUUUGAAACUCAAAGGAGUGACCAAUAAUACUAUAGAUCCAUCAGUGGACAAAAUCCAGACUGCUGCUAUACCAAUAUUGAAAAGAUUUCUAGUAGGUGACAAUGAAGUUGUGUUAACCAUUCACAAAAGAGGGGUACAACCUUUGGGAGGUGGAGAAGUACAAUUUAAGUGUCCUGUUAGUCGUUAUCUUAAAACAAUUCAGUUAGAAGAUAGUGGACAGGUAAAACGUAUUAGAGGUGUUGCAUGUAGUUUACGAGUUUCUCCAGCAAUUGCUAAUCGCAUUGUGGAAUCAGCGAAAAGUGUUCUCCUUAAGUUUUUACCAGAUGUAUAUAUUUAUACAGAUCAUUGUAAAAAGUCAGCUAGUGGGAAAUCCCCAGGUUUUGGUGUCACGCUGACAGCAGAAACUACAAAAGAAGUAUUCUUUAGUGGACAAGCGUUCUCUCCAUUAAUGACGACAGGUUCGUUACCAUGUGUACCCGAAGAUCUUGGCAAAGAAGCUGCAAUGAAACUUCUAGAUGAAAUUCACAGGAAUGGAUGUGUAGAUUCUUGUUUUCAAUGUAUGAUUGCUGCAUUCAUGACGCUUGGCAAACACAACGUUUCUAAAAUUACAGUAGGACCAUUAACUCCAGCAAUGAUACAGUUUUUACGCGACUUACGGGACUUCUUUGGAAUUACUUUUAAAAUUGACCAUGUCAAAGAAGAAGAUGAAGUAUUACCACAAGUGCGUUUAACUUGUUUAGGUAUAGGUUAUACUAAUAUGAAUAAACCCAUGCUAUAACAUUGUAAAUAUUGUUAUUAAAAAUUAGAUUUUAUAUA
Messenger RNA from Pogonomyrmex barbatus (red harvester ant), 1275 nucleotides. It is a transcript of the gene Rtc1, whose product is annotated as RNA terminal phosphate cyclase 1. Gene Ontology annotation, cellular component: nucleolus. Gene Ontology annotation, biological process: ribosome biogenesis; endonucleolytic cleavage of tricistronic rRNA transcript (SSU-rRNA, 5.8S rRNA, LSU-rRNA). Gene Ontology annotation, molecular function: RNA endonuclease activity. The record is from RefSeq and is a predicted model, not a curated record. Lineage: Eukaryota; Metazoa; Arthropoda; Insecta; Hymenoptera; Formicidae.